GCUGACCAAACGACCAUUCGCCUUCCUGUUACUACCAUCAACCUCCCGUCGACCCUUCUCCUUCAAUCCACCAUGUCCGGCAUGGCCACCGAAGCAGACUCACCCGUCCCCUUCCCCCCCCACCACGACGACUCCGACGCAACCCCUCUGCUCGGGACAGCCCACCAAGAACCCCACCAACCCCUCCGCCUAAACCUCAUUCUCGGUUCCGCUCCAAUCGCACAAUUGGGCGCCUGGUUAUUCCUCCUCGUCGUGUGGUACGAGUUAUUGACGAACAAACUCCUCCUCGCAUCCCUCCACCCCCUCGGAAACUCCCUCCUCCUCCUCCUCCUCGUCAAUUCAAUCCUCCUCCUCCAGCCAACACACACGCCCGAACAAAAGAGGACCGGAACAUGGGGCCAUGCCACGCUUAAUGGAGCUGCGUUGGGUGUUGGUGUCGUCGCUGCUGUGGCGAUGAUUGUGCAUAAACAGAUCAAUACGGACCACCCGCAUUUCGAAUCGGUUCAUGCGAGGUUUGGGGUGGCUACGUACCUCUUGCUACUUGGACAAGCACUCGUGGGGGUCGUGCAAUAUUUCCUCCCGAACUUGAUCGGAGGGGUCGAUAACGGGAAGAAGCUCUACAAAUACCAUCGUGUGGGAGGGUAUGUUGUGCUUGGGAUGGUGUUGGUUACUGCGGUGCUUGGGACGCAGACGGAUUGGAUUAGGAGUUUGUGGGAUGUGAGGUGGGUUUGGAUCGUGGCUGUGGUGUUGAUUUUGGUUGGUAUUGUGCCUAGGAUUAAUCCUCACAAGUUUCAGUUUUUCUAG
This is a messenger RNA of Saitoella complicata NRRL Y-17804, 804 nucleotides long. RefSeq lists its product as uncharacterized. The record is from RefSeq and is a predicted model, not a curated record. The coding region runs from base 73 to 804 and encodes 243 amino acids. Lineage: Eukaryota; Fungi; Ascomycota; Saitoellomycetes; Saitoellales; Saitoellaceae. The transcript has 2 exons. Gene Ontology annotation, molecular function: transmembrane monodehydroascorbate reductase activity.